AUGGGCGUCCUUUGCAAUAAUGUCAAAUCCGUCCUUUUACGUCUAUGGAAUCCUGAUCUUCUCCUUCCAGGGCAGAUUCGGGAACACGCACAUAACGUCACCACUGUUCUCGCUGAAGCAGCAGUGUCUGAUGUGAACGUUUACCUGCUCCCUUUCCAAGCCUGGCAAUGCAAGACGGUCAAAUUUGGGACGCUCGCAAGGGGUUGGAUCAGCAGUCGCUGAAGUUGGUUUUGCUUUACCUAGCGGGGACCUUAA
Molecule: messenger RNA, 255 nt
Organism: Ceraceosorus bombacis
Lineage: Eukaryota; Fungi; Basidiomycota; Exobasidiomycetes; Ceraceosorales; Ceraceosoraceae
Source: the annotation of a GenBank genome assembly